ACCAUAAGCCCCAAUGAGAAUGAGUCUUCUACCAGAACACUUCACCAUUCCUAGCAAGGAGAGCGCAACACUCCUACUUUCUCUCAUUUCCACUCACUCACUCACCUUCUGUUACGCUGCUUCCUGGAUUUUCUCAUGGACUCCCUUCAACAUUCUCCUGCAACUUCUCCAAGAUGGAUAAGAUCUUCGUCGUCAUUGAAUUUGGGAAGUCAUUUGGCCAUUGGAAUUUAAAAUUCUCCUCUGAAGACAUGGCUACCCGAAUAGGCUUCACUUCUAAACGAAAAGUUCCUAAGCUCCUUUGUAUCUUACUUCUAUUACUGUUGCUAUUUUGUGUGAUUGGAAUUUUUAACCAUGGCCAAAAGAUUUCAUAUUUCUUCCGACCCCUUUGGGACAAUCCCCCUCCCCCCUUCACACGGAUACCACACUAUUAUGCAGAAAAUGUCUCUAUGGACCACCUUUGCCAUCUUCAUGGCUGGUCCCUUCGCUCCGAACCUCGCCAAAUUUUCGAUACUAUUAUUUUCAGUAAUGAGUUAGACCUGCUAGAGAUUAGAUGGCAUGAACUUUACCCUUAUGUGUCAAAAUUUGUGAUCCUUGAGUCUAAUACCACCUUCACAGGCAUUCCAAAACCUCUCUUCUUUGCCUUAAACCAGGAAAGAUUUGCCUUUGCCGAACAAAAGAUUGUCCAUGACUUUUAUCCUGGCAAAGUUGCAGUCCCUGGAUCACGCGGGGACCCAUUUGUGCUCGAGACAAACCAACGUGUAGCCAUGAAUUCAUUGCUGAAACGUGCAGGGAUUUCGAAUGGUGAUAUCCUUCUCAUGUCAGACAUAGAUGAGAUUCCAAGCCCUCAUACUUUGAAACUGCUUCAGUGGUGUGAUGGGAUUCCUCCCAUAAUGCACCUUGAACUGAGGCACUACAUGUACUCAUUUGAGUUCCCUGUGGACUACAGCAGCUGGCGAGCCACUUCCCACGUCUACGGUCCCCGGACGCAUUACCGGCAUUCACGCCAAACUGAUGAACUCUUCUCAGAUGCAGGAUGGCACUGCAGCUUCUGCUUUCGGUAUAUCUCAGAGUUUGUGUUCAAAAUGACUGCAUAUAGCCACGCAGACCGUGUGAAAAGGAAAUCUUUUCUGAGUCAUUCAAGAAUUCAGAAACUUAUUUGCAAUGGAGAUGAUCUUUUUGAUAUGCUUCCUGAAGAAUUCUCCUUCCAUGAGUUGAUUAAGAAGAUGGGGUCAAUACCCCGGUCAGCUUCCGCGGUUCAUCUUCCUGCUUACUUGAUAGAGAAUGCAGAUAAAUUCAAGUUUCUUCUCCCUGGAGGUUGCUUGAGACCACCAGAAUAAAUGUGAUAUGCCUUUGUUUGAAGAAUUUAGCUUUUAGCACAGUUAGCAACUUAGAUUUCCCACUGUAGUUUCCGGCAUAGGCUUUAGCCUGAGAUUUAGGUACGGUUUUGCAUAGCAUUAAGGACCGGUUUGGAUGCCAAACCAAAAAACAUUUAUUAGAGUUUAUUUAGUGCAUUUUCUAGUAGAUAAACUCCAAUAAGCUAUAAUAAGCCAGUAUAGACGGGCUCUAAGUCUUAUAACUCCUUAGUAUUGCUGUAUAUCGAGCAUUAGGUAUUAGUGGCAUGGAAAAAUAGAUAAAGAUAACAGAGUCACAGUA
This is a messenger RNA of Lotus japonicus, 1653 nucleotides long. RefSeq lists its product as uncharacterized. Gene Ontology annotation, biological process: N-acetylglucosamine metabolic process; protein N-linked glycosylation. NCBI's taxonomy places the organism in Eukaryota, Viridiplantae, Streptophyta, Magnoliopsida, Fabales, Fabaceae. Gene Ontology annotation, molecular function: beta-1,4-mannosylglycoprotein 4-beta-N-acetylglucosaminyltransferase activity. The transcript is spliced from 2 exons. The record is from RefSeq and is a predicted model, not a curated record. The coding region runs from base 174 to 1337 and encodes 387 amino acids. Gene Ontology annotation, cellular component: membrane.